UACAUUUCAAAUGCUUUCUAGGGUUUAAAUUUAGAGCUCAUUCUUCCAUCAACAAAAGAUGUUCUACCUUGAAACGAUAUUGUUAUUGCUUAUCCCUCUAAUUGGAGCGCAGUGCCCCGACGCUACAAACUUGAAACCAUGCAAAUGCAGUGAAUCAAACAACCAGAACCGCCUGCAGUGUCGUGGCUCAAUCGGACUACCUCGUCUAACGUCCAUUUUGAGGAAAGAUCUAUGUGGGCUCACCAUAAAUAAGUUCGAGCUCACUGAAGCUGAUAUCGAAUACUUACCGAGUAAUCUUUUCUUUAAGAUUAUUGUGAACGAUAUUCAGAUUGCUCAUACCAACAUCAGCCAUUUUACUAGAGCAGGUCGUUCCGCGUUCUAUGGCCUAGAAGACGACCUACAAUCCCUGUCAAUGCGUCGAUGUGCUCUUGUCGACUCUCUUCAGUGGCAGAUGAUUGGAGAUCUCAACGCUCUGACUUACCUCGACUUGUCUUACAAUUGGCUGACUAGAAUUCCUUGGCAGUGGUUUGAGCUCCCACCACCCAAUCUGCGUUCUCUUAUUCUGAAAGGAAACAAAAUUGGCAGCCUCGAGCCUGGCGCCUUGAGAUUCAUGCACAAACUCGUCGAAUUAGAUUUAUCGGAGAAUCAAAUCCAAACCUUGGAAAGAUCUGCUUUCCCGAUGCCGGGAAAUGGGCUUCUUUUCCUCAGAUUGAGCUACAACAAUCUUGUUUCACUCCCUGAAAAUAUGUUUUCGGAAAUGCUUGGCCUGCGCAGAUUGUAUUUGGACAGCAAUCAAAUGACAACCCUUCAAGAAUCAACAUGGGUGCAUAUCUGGGGAGAUUUAGAACAUCUAGAUCUUUUGGAUAAUCCAUUACAGUGUGAUUGUGAUAUGCAAUGGGUGUCUAUGCUACGAACACCACAAAGAUUGUAUGGCAUCUGCACCGCUAUGAACUUGACUGGUCAGCAGCUCAAAACUUUGGAGGAAAAAAAUUUCCAGUUUUGCAAGAGCUGAAAGUUGGCGAAAUUUAUUCGCAAAAAAACUCAAAACUCUUGCCAGGAAAAGGGGAUGAAAACAAACAUUUAUUUAGGACACUUUAACAGUCAUUUCUACCACCUAAGCAACAUAAUAGCAUACUUCUAAGGAAUGAGCUACUUUCCCAGCUAAGGGUUUAACCUUGAUCUGGGAAAGUAUGUGGCUGCUGCUAUGAGAUUAACAAUUUUGCUUUUUAAAUGUAUGUUUUGUAGUAUUGAAUUGUUCUGCUAUGUAUUGUAUCUUUUAUAAUCGAUUUAUUUUGCAUCAAGACUGACAUGCUUUUUUUCCGCGCUAAAAUUUUGAAACAAGGCACACCGCCCCUUUAGUUUAAUGGUUCUGCAACAUACGUUGCAAAUUUAGUAGCCCCUCCUCAUAUCGCUUGUCAAAAUUAAAAAAAAAAUGAUAUAUCAAUAUAAUCGAGGUUAAGAACAAUGAUUCAAAGGUACAAAAUACGUGUUUCUUUUUAAUCUUAAAAAAAAAAAAAAUUAAAAACAUUGCAAUUAUUUUAUUUUUUGGUGAAAUGUGAAUUCAAACAGAAAAAAUAGUUUGUAGAGAACAGGGUUGCCAAGAGCCAAGGUCUUUUCAGUCUGGCUAAACUUGUGAACAUGGGUGCAAGCUUCCGGAAAAUAUCGAGUGCCUCCCCCCAUAUAUAUGCAAACUUAAGUUGAAAAUCUAUCUAUUCAUGUUUUUGAUUUCAACUUUGUUAAUUUUUGAUUAUUUGAGAUUUUUAAUUUUUUAAACCUUUCUCAUUUGUAACAAUUAUAUGAACAUAGUUCUAAGUAGUUUUUCAAGCGA
Uloborus diversus is the source of this 1828-nucleotide messenger RNA. RefSeq names its product oplophorus-luciferin 2-monooxygenase non-catalytic subunit-like. Bases 59 to 1012 code for a protein of 317 amino acids. The record is from RefSeq and is a predicted model, not a curated record. The transcript is spliced from 6 exons. Lineage: Eukaryota; Metazoa; Arthropoda; Arachnida; Araneae; Uloboridae. Gene Ontology annotation, cellular component: plasma membrane. Gene Ontology annotation, molecular function: protein binding.